AUGUUCUGGGGUGAUGACGCGCUCGGGAGAGCACUUGGGCAGGCCAGCUGCAUGCUGAAGGCAAAGCUAUGCAUAGCUUUAUUGAUUUCCACAUACGACGAAGCCAUUUUCCUAAAGCAGGAGAAGGCUCGUCCUGUGUGCUCGGUGUGCUGGGCGCAACGAGACCUGCUUGCCCGUGGGUUCUCCUCGUCUAGCUACUAUCUCCAUGAUAUGGUGGUCUAG
This is a messenger RNA of Aspergillus mulundensis, 222 nucleotides long. RefSeq lists its product as uncharacterized. The record is from RefSeq and is a predicted model, not a curated record. Lineage: Eukaryota; Fungi; Ascomycota; Eurotiomycetes; Eurotiales; Aspergillaceae. The transcript is spliced from 2 exons. Bases 1 to 222 code for a protein of 73 amino acids.